GUGCCAUUUUUGAUGCAGAGGCAGCAGGUACAGCCCAGUUAUCGAGUCAACCACCUACCAGACCAGUAGUCAGGAGAAAUCACAAACGGCGACGAGGCGGAACGAUUCCUCGCCGCUUGCCGGCGAGUUCACCUAGGAUUCCGGCUCGUCCAGGCGGCCACCCAACCACCACUACAGUCUACAGGUGAUACUACCACCCGGCACUAUAGUACACCACCGCAGAAGUGAGGUGCUCGUGAAGUUGCCGUAAUCUCAUCUCCGGGGUAACCAACCCAGUCGGGCGGCCGAUCCUUGAUCCGUAUCGGAGGGAAGAGGGGUCGAGGAGAGAGAGAAGAUGCGGCCGCGGCUGGUGCUCUUCGGUGCCUCCCUCACCGAGCAGUCGUUUGCCUCUGGUGGCUGGGGCGCCGCCCUCGCCGACCACUUCGCCCGCCAGGCGGACGUGGUACUGCGCGGGCUCAGCGGGUACAACACGCGGUGGGCGCUCAAGGUGCUGGGUAGAGCCAUGGAGGGGGCGGCCGCCGGGGGCGCGGACCCCGCGGCCGUCACGGUGCUCUUGGGCUCCAACGACGCUAGCCUGCCGGACCGGGCGGAGCCGCACCUGCACGUGCCGCUAGCGGAGUACCAGGACAACCUCCGCGCGAUCUGCGCCCACCUCAAGAAUAAGUGGCCGUCUGCUGCUAUCAUCCUCAUCACCCCUCCACCGAUCUACGAGGCCGCGAGGAUCCGGCACAUAUAUGGGGAUAAUGAUCCUUCAAGACAGCCUGAAAGAACCAAUGAAGCUGCGGGCACUUAUGCACAGGCAUGCAUAGCUGUUGCUAAAGAAUUGGAUCAGCCAUUUGUAGACAUCUGGACACACAUGCAGCAAUUUCCUGAUUGGCAGACAUCUGCAUUAUGUGACGGACUUCAUUUCACCCCGUUCGGAAACAAGAUUCUGUUCGACGAGGUGCUCAAAACACUGGAAAGUAUUGGUUUCAACAAACAGAGUCUCCCGUCGGAUCUCCCUCUCUACCAUGAAAUUGACCCCAAGGACCCAUUGAAAGUAUUUGAAAUUUGAACAAGUUUGUAGCUUCUGCUAAACCAUGGAUGGUCAAGCAUGCUUUCGGCUUCUCAUAUGUGACGUGGCGUACGUCCUAUAUUGAUGUUAUUCUAGCUGAUUUUGUGCACGAUUAUUGCGGUACUACUGCAGGAAUGCUGCAAGUAUUUUCUGUAGGGGGUGCAAAAUGGAAGUGUUUCAGAAGAAAUGAAGCAGUAAAUCUAUUUUCGUGGAAGGUCGGUGGCUCUGGCCUCUGGGUCCAAGGCCCAUGGGAAUACAAGCCUGUUGCGAGAAAGAGGAUUGGUAGAGCUCGGUUGGGCUAGUUUGGCCUGGGCCUAUUGGUCGACUUAAUUAGUCAGUUUUAAGAUAGCUACGAAUUAGCGAGCUUCACGAGCAGAUCAUGAGGUUAGCUAUCUCUAGUCCAUUUAUCGCGUUAAUUAAUGGUUAAUAAGAUGAACGGAGCUAAAAGCGUCGAGCAAACAGCUGCUCGUUAGAGCAUCUCUGUCAGAUACCUUAUGUAAAAAACGAGAGUAUAAGUCGCGCAAAUUCUGCGCUCGCGUGGGUUGGCACC
Messenger RNA from Lolium perenne, 1604 nucleotides. Its product is annotated as GDSL esterase/lipase At5g45920. Gene Ontology annotation, molecular function: hydrolase activity, acting on ester bonds. Lineage: Eukaryota; Viridiplantae; Streptophyta; Magnoliopsida; Poales; Poaceae. The record is from RefSeq and is a predicted model, not a curated record.